Messenger RNA from Pyricularia oryzae 70-15, 150 nucleotides. RefSeq lists its product as uncharacterized. The annotation marks the transcript as partial. NCBI's taxonomy places the organism in Eukaryota, Fungi, Ascomycota, Sordariomycetes, Magnaporthales, Pyriculariaceae. The record is from RefSeq and is a predicted model, not a curated record. The transcript has a single exon.
UAUAACAUUAAACAAAUAUUCGACCAUAGACGAAACCACGGCAAAACAAAAUACUUUAUUAAAUGGGAAAAUUAUAGGUAUAAAAAAAACAUUUGGGAACCCCUUAACCACCUCCAAAAUUGCCAGGAACCGCUCCGCCAAUAUUAUUAG